AUGGAGAACGACGAGAAAUAUCUCCCCGAGCUGCUGGCGGAGAAGGACAGCUUGGACUCGUCGUUUACGCACGCCAUGAAACUUUUAAACGCAGAAAUCGAUAGAAUCCAGAAAGGCGAGACUAAAAAGGAGGCAGAAGCGUACCUGGACCUUUUCACAACAAAGAACAUCAAACUUAAGGAACGAGUGCUCAUACCUGUCAAACAGUACCCCAAGUUCAAUUUCGUGGGGAAGAUUUUGGGACCUCAGGGCAACACAAUCAAACGUCUGCAGGAGGAGACCGGAGCCAAGAUCUCCGUGCUGGGCAAAGGAUCCAUGAGAGACAAAUCCAAGGAGGAGGGGCUGAGGAAAGGCGGCGAGCCCAAGUACGCCCACCUGUCCAUGGAGCUGCACGUGUUCAUCGAGGUGUUCGCCCCCGUGCCCGAGGCCUACCUGCGCAUGGCGCACGCCAUGGAGGAGGUCAAGAAGUUCCUGUUUCCAGAUAUGAUGGAUGAUAUCUGCCAAGAGCAGUUCAUGGAGAUGAGCUACCUGAACGGAGGCCAGGAGCACGGAGCCAGAGUCCGAGGGGGCCCUCCGGUCAGGGGCCGCGGAGUCCCUCCUGGUGGAGCACACAGGGGGAGGGGGAUGCCACCCCGCGGUGCUCCCGCCAGGGGAGGUGUGGUUCGAGGCGGCCCAUCCAGAGGUGGAGCGGUGAGGGGCGUGCCGUCAGGUCGAGGAGGACCCCCAGUAGCACCCGCCAGGGGAGCCUCGGCACCCCGUGCCCGGCCCCCGGCGUCCGCCCCGCAGAGGAUGGCACACCCACCCCCCCACCAGCACACCCCUGUUGCAUCCAACGACGGCUACGAGGAUUAUGGCUACGAUGAGAGCUACACAGACCCGGCGUACGAGUCAUACGACAGCUAUUACAGUCAGCCGCAGACAGAGCCAGAAUACUACGACUACGGACACGGAGAGAGCACAGAGUCAUACGAGUCAUAUGGCCAGGAUGACUGGAAUGGGACCCAGCGAACAGCUUCAGGGAAAGCCCCUCCCCCCUCCAGAGGAGCCAAGACGCCGUACCGGGAGCACCCAUACCGACAGUACUGAGGCGGACCCGCCGCCCGUAACGCGUCGCCCCGACUACCGCCUGUCUACCACGGCAGCUCUCGCUUUAAGCAGCCCGACAAAAGUAAUUGUCCGUUUUGUCUUUGGUUUGGUCUUUUUCCUACACUGGACUUUAUACGAGAGAGCAAAUUGGGAACUGAAAAUCGGAACUGGUUUUUGAGAUUUGACCGCGAACUCCCUCCCCGUUCUUUGUCGCACCACCCACCCAACCACCUAACCAACCAGCCACCAAUCCCUCCAACCACCCACCCAAAGCGGCUUUUAGACGGGUUAGAGGGGAGAAGUUGGCGUCUUUUUCUUCUUCUUUUUCAUUUUCAUUUGAAUUUUUAUUUAUUUUGCUGUAUUUUUUUUUCCUCUGACCCUUUUAACCCCC
Molecule: messenger RNA, 1477 nt
Organism: Anoplopoma fimbria (sablefish)
Lineage: Eukaryota; Metazoa; Chordata; Actinopteri; Perciformes; Anoplopomatidae
Gene: khdrbs1b
Product: KH domain containing, RNA binding, signal transduction associated 1b
Biological process (GO): regulation of alternative mRNA splicing, via spliceosome
Cellular component (GO): nucleus
Molecular function (GO): poly(A) binding; mRNA binding
Source: RefSeq, a predicted model, not a curated record